Messenger RNA from Malania oleifera, 2408 nucleotides. Its product is annotated as AP2-like ethylene-responsive transcription factor BBM2. Gene Ontology annotation, biological process: regulation of DNA-templated transcription. Gene Ontology annotation, molecular function: DNA binding; DNA-binding transcription factor activity. The coding region runs from base 1 to 2007 and encodes 668 amino acids. The record is from RefSeq and is a predicted model, not a curated record. NCBI's taxonomy places the organism in Eukaryota, Viridiplantae, Streptophyta, Magnoliopsida, Santalales, Ximeniaceae. The transcript is spliced from 8 exons.
AUGAAUAACUGGUUAGCCUUCUCUCUCUCCCCUCAACAGCACCAAGAAAUCUCCGGCACCGACCUCUCCACCGAUCAAUGCUUCGAUCUCCCUUCUGACUCCUCUGCUCCUUCUCUUACCCCCUUUGCCAUACUCCAAGCCUUCAACACUAACAAUCAACCUCAAGAUUGGAACAUGAAAGAUUUGGGGAUGAACUCUGAACUUAUAAUGGGCAGUUCAUGCAGCAGCCAAACCCUCCAGACCCAAGCCCCCAAGCUCGAAAACUUCCUAGGUGAACACUCGUUUUCUGAUCAUGACAAACUACAAGGGUGCAACACCAUUAGCACUGCAGACUACUUGUUCCCCAACUGCUCCCUCCAGCUUCCGUCCGAAGCCGCCUCCGAGGCAACAAAGGAAAGAGCAAGCAGCGGAGGAUGUGGUGGCGGAGGCGGUGCUACUUCCAUUGGGCUGUCCAUGAUCAAGACUUGGUUGAGGAACCAACCGGUGCCGCCCCACCAGGCUGAGGAAGAGGAGAAUAUUUGUGGCAGGUCGGUGGCGGUCGGCGGAGGCGGAGCACAGACAUUGUCGCUUUCAAUGAGCACGGGGUCGCAACCGAACCAGCUGCCGCUGGUUACGGCUAGUGCAGGAGAGAGUUCUUCAUCUGAUAAUAACAAUAAUAAAAAGCAGCAGCAGCAGCCGAAGGUGAACGAUAAUCUUGACAGCCAAACAGGAGCUAUUGAGGCUGUGCCUCGCAAGUCCAUUGACACUUUUGGGCAAAGGACUUCUAUCUACCGUGGUGUAACAAGACAUAGGUGGACUGGAAGAUACGAGGCACAUCUAUGGGAUAACAGUUGCAGAAGAGAAGGACAAACGCGCAAGGGAAGGCAAGGAGGUUAUGACAAAGAAGAAAAGGCUGCCAGAGCCUAUGAUUUAGCAGCAUUGAAGUACUGGGGCACUACUACUACCACCAAUUUCCCUAUUGGCAACUAUGAAAAAGAGUUGGAAGAAAUGAAGCACAUGACUAGGCAGGAGUAUGUUGCAUCACUUCGAAGGAAGAGUAGCGGCUUUUCCCGUGGAGCAUCCAUUUAUCGAGGAGUGACGAGACACCACCAGCAUGGAAGAUGGCAAGCUAGGAUUGGAAGGGUGGCUGGGAAUAAAGACCUCUAUCUAGGAACUUUCAGCACCCAAGAGGAAGCAGCAGAAGCAUAUGAUGUUGCUGCCAUUAAAUUCCGUGGAUUGAAUGCAGUGACCAACUUUGAUAUGAGCAGAUACGACGUCAACAGCAUCCUCGAGAGUAGCACGUUACCAAUUGGGGGAGUGGCCAAGCGUCUAAAGGACGCCGAGCAAUCUGAGAUGACUGUUGACAGGCGAAGGCCCGAUGAGGACAACUUCAGUAAUACCCAUCUCACUGAUGGAAUCAACAGCCAUGGCUGGCCUAACCUUGCCUUCCAACAUCCACAGCCCUUCAGCCUGCACCACUACCCCUAUGGCACUACCACGCAGCAAAGGGUUUGGUGCAAACAAGAACAAGACUCCGACGCGUUCCAAGACCUUAACCAGCUUCAAUUGGGAAACAACCACAACUUCUUCCAGCCCAAUUCUGUGGUGCACAACCUUAUGAGCUUGGACUCUUCCACCAUGGAACACAGCUCUGGGUCUAAUUCUGUCGGCUUCAGUGAUGGAGGCAACACUAACAUUGGAGGCUUUUAUGGGAACAAUGGAGCUUAUGUGAUGCCCAUGGAAACCACUGUCAUUGCUCAUGAAGGCAGCAGCAACAGCAUUGGUCAGGGAAAUGGGUUAUCGCAGAAUGAUGUCAAUUUGUUUGUGUCCACCGAUCCUUAUCAUGGUAGGAAUUUGUAUUAUCUUUCGCAGCAGUACUCAUCCGCCGCUGGCAUGGUGAAGAGUAGUCAUUAUGAUCAGGGCUCGACUUGUAACAACUGGGUUCCAACCGGAGUUCCCACCAUUGCACCGAGGAGUACUACUAACAAUAUGGCAGUUCCGACCUUCACAGUAUGGAAUGAUACAUGAAACAUAUACACUGAUCAUUUCCUAGUUAUGAUUUUUUUUUUCUUUUUUUCUUUUUUAAAUUUUGUUUCUUCCUGCUAUAUUUACUAAAUGAACGAAGGCAGAUAGCUAGUCUUCUCUCUUUUUUAGUUUUUUCAAACUUGAUCCUAUAAGGAAAGUUUCGUAAGGAUCCAAAAGCUGAAGUUCAGCAAUAGCAUGUGAGAGAUUUAAAGUGGUCUCACUUGCUAUGAAUUUUGGGAACUUCAGAUCAAUGGAUCCUCGGAUAGGAAGAUACACCAGGCUUUGUAAUUUUGAAAUAACAAUAUGAUGAUACAAAGAAUGGGAUUUUAAUGUUUUGUUUAUAUUUAUAUAUUAUAUAUUGAUUGUAAUUUGGUCAUUGAAUUCGUGUUUUGGCCCAUUAGAGA